AUGCAGAAGACAUACUACGACAGCUCCACGCUCUUUGGGGGUUACUCCUACAGGAGUGCCAAUGGCUUCAGCUACGAGGGUCCCCAGCAGUCCUUCCAGGCAGCUUCUCACAUGGAGAACAACUACCAGAGGUCUGCCUGUUCCCUCCAGUCUCUUGGCAACACAACGUCACACACAAAAAGUAAAGACCUAAACAGGAGCUGCAUGCAUCCAAGUUUGCCCCAGGAGCACCAUCCACCUCCCCCCGUCUCACCACUCCCAAAUCCUGCGACCAACAGCACCAAUAGCAACAGCAAUAACCAAUCAGGGAGCAAUAAAACUGCCCCCAGCAACACCAACCUCAGUGCAAAUGCCAGUCUCACCAAGCAGAUUUUCCCCUGGAUGAAAGAAUCAAGGCAAAACUCCAAACAGAAAAACAGCUCCCCUAGCACAGCAGAAACCUGCAGUGGUGAUAAAAGCCCUCCAGGCUCCUCAGCCUCCAAGAGAGCCCGCACAGCCUACACCAGUGCUCAGCUGGUGGAGCUGGAGAAGGAAUUCCACUUCAAUCGCUACCUGUGCAGGCCCCGUCGUGUGGAGAUGGCCAACCUGCUGAACCUCAGUGAGAGGCAGAUCAAGAUCUGGUUCCAGAACAGGAGGAUGAAGUAUAAGAAAGAUCAGAAGUCAAAAGGCAUGGGGUCUUCUUCUGGAGGGCCUUCCCCCACUGGCAGCCCGCUCCAGACCAUGCAAUCUUCUGCUGGAUUUAUGAACGCCUUGCACACCAUGAGCAGCAACUAUGAUGCCCCCUCGCCACCUUCCUUCAAUAAACCCCACCAAAAUGCCUAUGUCAUGUCAACUAACUACCAAAACCCCAUCAAAGGCUGUCCCUCCCAACAGAAAUAUGCCAACACAGCCCCCGAGUACGACCUCCACGUCUUACAAGGGAAUGAGGUGGUCUACGGGACUGCCAGUGUGCAGGGCAGCCCCGUCUAUGUUGGAGGUAACUAUGUGGAUUCUAUGCCCACCUCUGGUCCAUCCCUUUACGGUCUCAAUCAUCUGCCACAUCACCAGGCUGCCAACAUAGACUACAAUGGGCCUCCACAGAUGCCUCCGAGCCAGCACCACGGACCAUGCGAGACUCACCCCACCUACACAGACCUUUCCACACACCACGCUUCUUCUCAGGGCAGAAUCCAAGAGGUGCCCAAGCUGACCCACCUGUGA
Colius striatus (speckled mousebird) is the source of this 1200-nucleotide messenger RNA. RefSeq names its product homeobox protein Hox-B3. Gene Ontology annotation, cellular component: nucleus. Lineage: Eukaryota; Metazoa; Chordata; Aves; Coliiformes; Coliidae. The record is from RefSeq and is a predicted model, not a curated record. Bases 1 to 1200 code for a protein of 399 amino acids. Gene Ontology annotation, biological process: regulation of transcription by RNA polymerase II. The transcript is spliced from 2 exons. Gene Ontology annotation, molecular function: RNA polymerase II cis-regulatory region sequence-specific DNA binding; DNA-binding transcription factor activity, RNA polymerase II-specific.